This is a messenger RNA of Striga hermonthica, 703 nucleotides long. NCBI's taxonomy places the organism in Eukaryota, Viridiplantae, Streptophyta, Magnoliopsida, Lamiales, Orobanchaceae. The record is from the annotation of a GenBank genome assembly.
CAAGUGGGAAACGCCAAGAAGUGCCGCUAAUGUUCGUAGUUUCUUGGGCUUACCAGGAUACUACCGGAGGUUUAUCGAGGGCUUCUCGAAGAUAGCCCAACCACUAACCAACCUUACGAAGAAGGCCGUGAGGUUCGAAUGGAGUCUUAAGUGCGAGGAGAGUUUCCAGGAGUUGAAGAGGAGACUCACUACCAUGCCCGUCUUGUCCAUACCCGACCCUACUUUGAAGUUCACGAUAUAUAGUGAUGCUUCAAAGAUGGGCUUGGGUUGUGUUCUCAUGCAGCAGGAGAGAGUCGUAGCCUAUGCUUCGAGGCAGCUGAAGCCACACGAGCAGAACUACCCCACUCAUGAUCUCGAGUUAGCUGCAGUUGUCCACGCCUUAAAGAUUUGGCGGCACUACCUCUAUAGAGGCAAGUGUGAGAUAUUUACUUACCACAAGAGCCAAAAGUACAUCUUCACUCAAAAGGAGCUGAACAUUCGACAGCGUAGGUGGUUGGAGUUGGUCAAGGACUAUGACUGCACCACCAUUAGCUACCAUAUCGGGAAAGCUAAUGCGGUAGUCGAUGCCCUUAGUCGAAGAAGUUAUGGCCAGCAGUCUUGCCUAUUCACCGGGAAAGAUGUUCUGCUUCGGGAGUUCGAGCGACUACAACUAGAGGCAGUGGAGUCGACUUUGACAGCCGAGGGUGUGUUGACCGCCUUGGUU